AUGAAGGAGCGCUCGAGCUCGACGGUGAUGACGGGACGGACGGAGCGUCUGGUGGAGCAGCGACGGCUCCGGUACGUACAACAGCAGCUGUUGGAACUACGAAACGGCGUCGAUAAACAGUGGCAGGUACGAGCACGAAGCGACCGGACGAGGACGUGGUGGAACUACGACGACGACGGAGAAGGAAUGCAGCAGGACAAAACCUCCUCGAGUACGAGGUACAACCAGUACAGCGAGACGGUGAACAACGGCGAGGGAAGAACGGAGGUCGGCGAUGGAUUACGGUCAAGGAAUACGACCGCUUGCUACAGGCGGAAGGGUCAUGGAAGACCCUACUCAUGGAGAAGUCGUGUCACAGGUGGGCCAACCAGGUGGACCCAUCUGCCGCAGCAGGCUGCGGAGGACGAUCACGAGACGACGGGGGCGGUGACGCAGGGCGACAAGGAGCAGACGUCCUUGCUGGAUGACAGUAUGACAAUGGGCGGCACGGGGGCGGUCCAAGUGGUGGUGACGGAAGCUGCGGACAGCUCCUGA
Messenger RNA from Phytophthora sojae, 534 nucleotides. RefSeq lists its product as hypothetical. The record is from RefSeq and is a predicted model, not a curated record. Bases 1 to 534 code for a protein of 177 amino acids. Lineage: Eukaryota; Oomycota; Peronosporomycetes; Peronosporales; Peronosporaceae. The transcript has a single exon.